AUGAGCAGCCUCAUUGGCAAGGAGGCUCUUCUCCAAGCAGUUAGUGUGGGUUCCCAGUUCCUUCUUCCAUCCCGUGCUCUGUGGACCUUGGUGUUCAAGCUGUGGGAGUCAGGGGAAGAGCUUGCGGUUUGUGCCUUUUCGAAGGCUGAAAUCGUGACAGGUCCAGAAACUGACACCCAAUUCCAUUUCACUGGUAUCAAAAAAUAUUUCAACUCUUAUACUCUCACAGGGAGAAUGAACUGUGUACUGGCCACGUAUAAAGGCAUUGCUUGGAUAGUCUUAUACUUCAAGUUAAGGUCCAAAAAAACUCCAGCUGUGAAAGCCACAUAAAUGGAUUCUAAACUGUACCUCAUCUCCUAAGUGCUCAUGCCUGGAGAAACUAAUGUCAGCUCAUCAUGUGAUACUAAAUUUGUACAAUAAAUUAUGAAC
Messenger RNA from Orcinus orca (killer whale), 429 nucleotides. Its product is annotated as ATP synthase membrane subunit K, mitochondrial-like. The coding region runs from base 1 to 330 and encodes 109 amino acids. The transcript has 2 exons. The record is from RefSeq and is a predicted model, not a curated record. NCBI's taxonomy places the organism in Eukaryota, Metazoa, Chordata, Mammalia, Artiodactyla, Delphinidae.